This is a messenger RNA of Dentiscutata heterogama, 564 nucleotides long. NCBI's taxonomy places the organism in Eukaryota, Fungi, Glomeromycota, Glomeromycetes, Diversisporales, Gigasporaceae. The record is from the annotation of a GenBank genome assembly.
AUGGUUGCAUAUAUGCUUGACCCACGAUUUUUGGAAGAAAGUAGAAUUUGUAACAUAGAGCCUAUAGGGUAUAAUGCAUUUACAACAUAUACAAAUCAAAAAUUUGAACAAGAAAAAUUGGUAGAUUCUCCAUAUGAUGAUAAUAUUAUUUGGGAAUCAGCUACUAAACUUACUCCAGCAAUAUGGUGGGAAUCUUGGCCAAAUAGUAGUCUUAAACAGCUUGCAAUAAAAAUUCUCUCAAUUCCAACAUUAUCUGCUGCAGCUGAAUGGAAUUUUUCUACUUUUGUACAUAAUUUUUCUAAAAAGUUGCAGCAUAACAGGAUUGAAACUAUAAUUAAUCACAAUAAUGAAACUAAUCAAGAAAUUACCAGUAAUUGUGAAGAAAUAGAUAAUGAAGAUGAAGAAGUAGAGAAUAUGAUUUAUGAGAAAGGAAUUGGUAAAGGAAUUAAAAAAAUGAUCGAACAAAUUUAUUCACCUGAUAUCAAUAUUGAUAAUAAUAAUUCAUUAACGUUAAAUUUAGAUGAUAAUGACAAUAUAUUAUGGAAUCAAGAUACAAGAAAUUAA